AUGUCUACCAAAGCAGGAAGUGAAGACUUUAGCGAUGAAGCUGCAACGAUAGAAAACUUUGAAAGUUCGGUUGUGGCCAAGGACGGGAGUACCGAAUCCUCUGCGGAUCUUGUCACCACAGAUAAAUCUCAAAUGUCAAAAGUCCCACAGAAUCACUACGAACCAAGCUCUGCCGGAUCUGUGAUCGAAGCAGAGGACGGCUUUGGUGGGACACUUUUGAUAAGAAUUCAGAAUAUUGCAUCAACAACAAAUUUCGGUUGUCGACUGGACCUAAAGAAGAUCGCGUUGAAAUGGUAA
Molecule: messenger RNA, 297 nt
Organism: Cylindrotheca closterium
Lineage: Eukaryota; Bacillariophyta; Bacillariophyceae; Bacillariales; Bacillariaceae
Source: the annotation of a GenBank genome assembly